ACCAAGCUCAAACCAAAGAAAAACCCCUUCUAUUGCUCUCGAAGCUCAGCCGAAACUCCGCAACAAAACAGACCCAAAAUCAACCAACAACCCCCCCCCAAAAUCAAUACCGACCCCUUCUCAAUCUGAUUUUUACUAUAUAUAUAUACCCAAAAUAAAAGAUAAAAUAAAUAAUAAAUAAUGAAAAAAGGCCUUGCUCUGUCAAUCAAUAAUGAUGAAGAUUUUCUGACAGGUACUGUAGCGAGCAGAGGGCAUGAUUGCUGGCGCAGAGUGCAGGCGUGCAAGCAACGUGGGUUCGGCGCAGCAGACGGCAAGGGCUGGUUCGGUGCAGCAGCAGGGGCGUGAUUGCAGGAUCUGGGCGCAGAGCAGGGAGCAGAGGCGUAGGUGCAAGGCUCGGGCGUAGGUGCAGGGCUGGUGCGCUGGGCAGGGGUGCUGGUGCGCAGGGCGCUGGGGUGAGGGGAUCUGGUGCGGGAGCUGGUGCGCAGGUUCGGUGCAGGGCAGGGAGAAGGCCGGGUCGGGAGAGAGAAAAGUAAAAGAAAAAUGGAAGG
Molecule: messenger RNA, 548 nt
Organism: Rubroshorea leprosula
Lineage: Eukaryota; Viridiplantae; Streptophyta; Magnoliopsida; Malvales; Dipterocarpaceae
Source: the annotation of a GenBank genome assembly